ACUACAAUCUUUGGAGGGAGCUAAAAGUCUGUUUUGCUCAGCAACAACCCCGAAACCUAAAGGAUCUGGAGGAAUGGUCCAAAAUCCCUGCUGCAGUGUGUGCAAACUACAGGAAACCUCUGAUAUCUGUAGUUGCAAACAAAGGUUUCUGCACAAAAUAUAAAAUUUUGUUUUUCAAAUCCAAUACAAUGUGAUUUUCUGGAUUUUUGUUUUAGAUUCCAUCUAAAACAAUUGCAAUUACAGAUAGUUACUGAAGUUACUGAAGCAAAUUAACUUUUCAACAAUAUUCUAAUUUACUGAAUGGGUCUGUAAUAACAGACCAACAGCCCCUUCUCUCUUUUCAGCAUUUCUCACUGCAAAUGUUUAAUAUCUGGUAUCCUUCUAACUGCUCCAAAAUUACAGGUUAUAUUAAUGUUAAUUUAAAAGUCUAGUAUUUUUGGCAAAUUUGAGAUCCGAUUUGAAUAGGAAUAGGAACAGUAAUAAUUCUAAUAAAAAAUUUUGGGAAAAUCUUUUAAUGAUUAUUGUUUUAUUUACAAUUUCUUUCCUCAUAACAAACAAGAUCACGUUUGGAAUGGCAGAUUUGAAAUCCCGCUCCAGCUGGAUGCAUAUUUGACGGGAAAAAAGUUCUGUAUGUGUAUUGAGGCGAUGAUUCGUGGGCAUCCUGUUUCCCUCGCUCUGCUGCUGCUAUGUGAUAGCCAGAGUUUGUUUCCGUGUCCCCGUCAGUGAGACAUGCUGCCUCCCCCGCCAAGCAGCAUAAGCUGCAGGGACGGCCAGAUGAAACGGUGCCCUGCUAUCUACAACUGAGUUCAACUGGGGUUGAACGGGCAUCAUGUAAGCUCUUUAGGGAAGGAAGCUGUUGGAUUUCUGCUUUAAGUUACCUAUACUUUGAUCUGGGAGAUAUCCAGAGAUGUUCAAGAUGAUCCAGGUAAUCUGUUUGACAGUGCUGCUUCCUGAAGUGGUUCACUGCGCUCAGGGUCACUAUGCCCAAAAGCUCCUGACUGACCUGAUGGAGAAUUACUCCAGUGCCCUGCGGCCUGUGGAGGACACAGAUAGAGCGCUCAACGUCACCUUACAGAUCACCCUCUCUCAGAUCAAAGACAUGGAUGAGAGGAACCAGGUGCUGAUUGCCUACCUGUGGAUUAGGCAGACAUGGCACGAUGCCUACCUGAGGUGGAAUAAAGAAGACUACGAUGGUCUGGAUGUCAUCCACAUUCCCAGCAGCCUGGUGUGGAGGCCCGACCUUGUCCUCUAUAACAAAGCUGAUGAUGAUUUCUCAGGACCAAUGGACACCAACGUCAAGCUGCGCUACAAUGGAGAGAUAACUUGGGAUGCUCCCGCCAUCACCAAGAGCUCCUGUGUUGUGGAUGUCUCCUACUUUCCAUUUGACAGCCAGGAAUGUAACCUCACCUUUGGCUCCUGGACGUACAAUGGCAACCAGGUAGAUAUUAUUAUGGGCAUGGACAGUGGUGACCUCUCAGAUUUUGUGGAAAACGUGGAGUGGGAAUGCCAUGGGAUGCCAGCCACUAAGAAUGUGAUUAUGUACGGCUGCUGUUCUGACCCAUACCCAGACAUAACCUACACAGUGCUCCUGCAGCGCCGCUCCUCCUUUUAUAUCUUUAACCUCCUCCUUCCAUGCUUCCUGAUCUCCUUCCUGGCUCCUCUGGGCUUCUACUUGCCCGCAGACUCUGGGGAGAAGGUUUCCCUCGGGGUGACGGUUCUCCUGGCUCUCACCGUGUUUCAGCUCAUGGUGGCUGAGAGCAUGCCACCAUCAGAAAGUGUGCCUCUUAUAGGGAAGUACUAUAUUGCCACCAUGACCAUGGUCACAGCCUCCACAGCGCUCACCAUUUUCAUCAUGAACAUUCACUUCUGUGGCGCAGAGGCCAAACCAGUCCCACACUGGGCAAAAGUGCUCAUCAUUGACUACAUGUCAAAGAUUUUUUUUGUCUACGAAGUGGGUGAGAACUGUGCUUCUGGCUCCUCUUCUUUGUCUUCUCACUACCUCCAGGAUGAUGUUUGCCACAAGCAGGUUAACUCUCACAUUCAUGCAAAUGGAAAACCCAGGAGUCACGGCUGCCAGAAGGACCAGCAGAGCUACAGAUACCCCCGAUCCCAGCCUUACAAGCAGCAACAGCAGCACAGAGGGAAAGUACAGCACCGCAUCACAAGAGAAGAGAGCAGCCACCUCUGCAGAUCAGCACCUGGUAGGUACGAAGGCUCCAACAGUAAAAUCACAAUGAACGACUGCUGUAUGGAAGACCAAAAACCUCCAGGUCUUCCCGAGGACCAAAAGUUUCCAUGCUGCCCUGAAGACAAAAAGCCUCUACCUCAGGGUCCCACAGUAACCAUUGGCCCUUGUGUGUUCUGCAGCUUUGGGAGCGGACUUCCUAAUGUGGACACCAAGCUGGUCCGCAAUGUGGAGUACAUUGCUAAUUGUUUCCGAGAACAGAGGGCCACAUGUGCCAAAGGGGCAGAGUGGAAAAAGAUUGCUAAGGUGAUGGACAGGUUCUUCAUGUGGAUCUUCUUCGUCAUGGUCUUCCUUAUGAGCAUUCUUGUCAUUGGCAAGGCGAAAUGACCGAGCAGUUAGGCUGGAGAUUUGACCCAAUGAAUGUUCUGUGGUCAAAUCCAUAAUUUCAAAGCAAUGGUUCUCCUUUUAUGAACAUUUGCAGUUAUAAAUGUGUGGGAGUUCAUUUGUCAGGGUGGAAUGUUGAUGUCAACAAUAGAAAACGUUACAGAAAAUACGUUUUUAAUUAUUAACAUGCAAUGCGUGCUAUAUAUCAUUAAGACAAAGAUUAAAUAUAUACUACAUAUUAUA
Messenger RNA from Girardinichthys multiradiatus, 2812 nucleotides. RefSeq names its product neuronal acetylcholine receptor subunit alpha-9-II. Gene Ontology annotation, cellular component: synapse; neuron projection; postsynaptic membrane. The record is from RefSeq and is a predicted model, not a curated record. NCBI's taxonomy places the organism in Eukaryota, Metazoa, Chordata, Actinopteri, Cyprinodontiformes, Goodeidae. The transcript is spliced from 6 exons. Gene Ontology annotation, molecular function: transmembrane signaling receptor activity; acetylcholine-gated monoatomic cation-selective channel activity. Gene Ontology annotation, biological process: signal transduction; regulation of membrane potential; chemical synaptic transmission. Bases 908 to 2572 code for a protein of 554 amino acids.